This is a messenger RNA of Arachis duranensis, 1645 nucleotides long. RefSeq names its product alkane hydroxylase MAH1-like. The record is from RefSeq and is a predicted model, not a curated record. NCBI's taxonomy places the organism in Eukaryota, Viridiplantae, Streptophyta, Magnoliopsida, Fabales, Fabaceae. Gene Ontology annotation, molecular function: iron ion binding; oxidoreductase activity, acting on paired donors, with incorporation or reduction of molecular oxygen; heme binding. The transcript has a single exon. Bases 1 to 1554 code for a protein of 517 amino acids.
AUGGCCAUCUUUCUCUAUGUAUCAAUAAUUGUAUCAUCAUUUUGCUACAUAUAUUAUUUCUUCCAUAGGAGAUUAUGUAAGACUCCUCUCCUAAUAGAUUGGCCUAUCCUUGGCAUGUUACCAAAAGUGUUGUGGAACUUGUAUCGGAUACAUGAUUUCGUAACCGAUAUUUUGAAACAACAAGGGAGAACCGGUGAAUUCAUGGGACCUUGGUUCACCAACAUGAACUAUUUGGUCACUAGUGACCCCAUGAAUGUUCAUCACAUAAUGAGCAAGAGUUUUGACAACUAUGUCAAGGGUUCUGAAUUUCGUGACAUCUUCCAAAUUUUUGGAGAUGGUAUUUUUACCACGGAUUCGGAGACUUGGAGGUACCAUAGAUCUUUGCUUCUUUCUUUGGUUAAGAAUAGAAGCUUCGAGAUCUUUCUAGAGAAAACGAUUCAGAAGAAGGUGGAAGCUAGCUUGAUUCCUGUAUUAGAACACGUGCUACAACAACGUGUUGAGGUUGAUCUACAAGACAUCUUCAAUCGCUUCACAUUCGACAACAUUUGCAACAUUGUUUUAGGGUAUGAUCCUAAUUGUCUUUCUAUUGAGUUCCCUGAAGUUGCAUGUGAGAAGGCUUUUAAUGAAGCUGAAGAGUCGUUAUUCUAUAGGCAUGCUGUUCCAAAGAGUGUUUGGAAGCUUCUAGAAAGGCUUCAAAUAGGUCAAGAGAGAAAGAUGAGUGAAGCUUGUAAGGUGUUUGACCAAUUCAUAUACUCAUGCAUAGCAUCAAAGAGAGAAGAGAUAAGCAAGUACAACAAAAGUAGUCAAAUAGAUGAAGCUCAACUUGACUUGCUUAGUGCUUUGAUGAUGAUGAGAGAACAAGAACAAGAAAAGGGUCAAAGUCAAACAUUAUUAGUCAAUGAUGACAAGUUUUUAAGAGACUCAGCUUUUAAUCUUUUUGUGGCUGGAAGAGAUACCAUAACUUCAGCUCUUACUUGGUUCUUUUGGCUUGUUGCUACGCACCCAUUAGUUGAAACCAAAAUUCUUGAUGAAAUCAAAGAAAAUUUUGGAUCAAAUAAUGAUGAAAUGAAGCACAAAGUUUUAGGCAUAGAAGAGGUGAAAAAGCUAGUUUAUCUCCAUGGUGCUCUAUGUGAAUCUUUGAGGCUAUUUCCUCCUAUUCCUUUUGAGAGGAAGCAACCAAUCAAAAGUGACAUACUCCCAAGUGGACAUCAUGUGAAUCCAAAUACAAUGAUCUUACUUUCUUUGUAUGCAAUGGGAAGAUAUGAAGAGAUAUGGGGAAAAGAUUGCUUGGAGUUCAAGCCAGAGAGAUGGAUAUCUGAAAAAGGAGGAAUAAUUCAUGUGCCUUCUUACAAGUUUAUUAGUUUUAAUGCGGGGCCAAGAACUUGCUUGGGAAAAGACUUGUCUUUUAUGCAAAUUAAGAUGGUGGCAGCUUCCAUUUUGUGCAAUUAUCAUAUUCAUGUGGUGGAAGGUCAUCAAGCUAUCCCAAGUCAUUCAAUUGUGCUUCUAAUGAAGGAUGGUUUGAGGGUUAGGAUAACCAAAAGAGAAGGCUUUUAAUUAUUUCAAAUGUAUGAAGUGUGGUAAUUAUAAAGCUAUAAUACACACAAGUAGAUGGAUCACUUAAUAAUUUUAGAAAAUAUGCAAGUGU